AUGGCAACCACAGCACCUCCCCCCCGUCUCUCCUCUCCCCUCCCCCUCUCACCUUCGUCCCUGCUGAUAGUGACCACAGAACCUUCCUCUCUCCUCCCCUCUCUCCCCUUCCCUCCCCCUCUGACCUUCCUCCCUGCUGAUAGUGACCACAGCACCUCCCUCCCCUCUCUCCCCUCCCCUCCCCCUCUCACCUUCCUCCCUGCUGAUAGUGACCACAGCACCUCCCUCUCUCCUCUCCCCUCCCCCUCUCACCCUCCUCCCUGCUGA
Messenger RNA from Knipowitschia caucasica, 267 nucleotides. NCBI's taxonomy places the organism in Eukaryota, Metazoa, Chordata, Actinopteri, Gobiiformes, Gobiidae. The record is from the annotation of a GenBank genome assembly.